Molecule: messenger RNA, 2055 nt
Organism: Melanaphis sacchari
Lineage: Eukaryota; Metazoa; Arthropoda; Insecta; Hemiptera; Aphididae
Gene: Cep97
Product: centrosomal protein of 97 kDa
Exons: 11
Coding region: 123-1904 (593 amino acids)
Molecular function (GO): protein binding
Source: RefSeq, a predicted model, not a curated record
AUUAUAAUGGUUUAAAUAUAAUAUUUUAAAUUCGUUUUUUCCAAUCACUCGUACCAUUUUUGCACUAUAGUGGAAUCGUUUAACGUAUUUUACAGUGAUAUUAUUUAUACCUACUCACCAAGAUGACUGAUAUUUCAUUAUUGGAUUUAUCUAGUCAAGAAUUGCGAAAGUUGCCAAAAAAUGAAAACAGCCAUAUUAUUAAAGUCUUAGAUGUGAAAAAAAAUUGUUUACAAAAACUGGAAAAUGUUGAAUAUUUUACUGAACUUAAUGAAUUAAUUGCAAGCCACAAUCAGAUGAUGAGAAUGUAUACUGUAGCAAAGUUAACAAAAUUAGUAAAAUUAGAUUUAUCUAAUAAUCACUUGAUGAGUAUUGAAGGGCUCAGAGAUUUAGUAAAUCUAACAUGGCUUAAUUUGUCUAAUAACAAAAUCAAAAUUAUUGAACAUUUAUCAACUAAUGUCAACUUAGUGCACAUAGACUUGUCAUUCAACAGCAUAUCAUACAUUACCAAUUUGAGUCAUCUUUUAAAACUUGAAAAACUUUUUUUGCAUUCAAAUCAUAUUUGCCAUUUAACCAACUGUCAGCAUUUUCUUCCAGUCAACUUACUUACUCUUACUUUAGCCAAUAACAAUCUUAAUGAUUUGAAUGAAAUAUCACAGCUUUGUCGUCUUGGUUCAUUAAGAGAAAUCACUUUAAAUGGUAAUAGUUGCCUAGAAGGAUACACAUUUAAUUAUAGACCAUUUGUAGUCAAUUGGUGUCCUAGUGUUAAAAUAGUUGAUGGUUAUGCUGUGGAUGAUAUUGAAAAUCUUAAAGCCGAAUGGUUGUAUAGUCAAGGUCAAGGACGAAAAUUUCAUACUGGACAACAUGCAGCUCUUGUCCGUUAUUUAACAGAAACAUGUCCACUUACUAGUCAUGCUUUAGAGACUGAGCAAGAAAGAAAAUUAAGAUUAGUUUUGAGCAAAGCUCAACAAUACAGAGAGCAAUUACAUAGAACAAGUACACCAAAUAUUAAAGAAUCAGGACAAGAAUCGUUGAUGACUAGGAGUCUAGAUCCUAGUAUAUUGAAGUCUACUACUCAAAGGCUAUCUACUGGUUCAGAAAGCUGCCAAGGAACACCUAAUAGUAUGUCUCGUAGUGUCCAUUUACCAGUGACUGAAGUCAAUAGUUUUGUCCAAUCUCCACCUCUACCAGCUGCCAGCACUAUGCUACCGAUUUUAGACUCAUUACCUAGUCCACUGACGCCAAGUGUACCUAAAUCAAGACCUAUAAUUGGUGUUCAAACUCCAGCUGGUGAAGAAUCACGAGCACCUACUAUGGAAAAAUUGCAAAUGAUUAAAAAUAAAGCGUCACAAAUGAACGGUAUUGAGAACAAAGAUUUACACCAGUCAGCUAUAGUUAUACAAAAAGCAUGGAGAGGAUAUCAAACUAGAAAUUUGAACAAAACAGUAUCCAAGUUAUAUCAGCACAUACAAAUGCUGCGUUUCAAUCAAUACAUCAAGCAAAUGAGUAAAGAUUUAGUAGAUACCAAAAGUACUCUAGAAAAAGAACACAAAUUAGUGGUGUUACAAAUGCAAGCUAUAAAUGAGCUGUGGAAAAAGGUUAACAGUAUGGACAACAAAUUAAGCAGUGAUAAUGGUGAUUCCAACUGUGUGUUAUGCUCUACAUUGGAUUCUAAGGUUCAAAAGUUGCAAGAUUCCAUGAAUCGUGUGUUACGAUGUGUGAAUCCUUCAGCACAGAGUGUCGCAGAAACACAAACGGAUAUCACUGCCGUUCAAACACCAGUUGAAGAAAGUUGUCCUAACGCUAACACAAUAACCAGGCCCAAUUUUCUUCCACUCUCUAAAUCAUGCACGAAUCAAGUCGUAGAAACUACCAUUGCCCCUACAGCAAUGUCUUCGGACAUCUAAAUUAUAGAUCUGUAAAAAAACUGUUCAAAAUUUCUUUUGUAUAAUACUUAUGUACUCUUUUAAAAAAAAUCAUGAAUAACUUUUGCAAUGAUUUAGUCAAACCUAUUGAAGUUAAAUACACUUUUUUUCCUAAUUUUUAUUAUCUAUUUUA